This is a messenger RNA of Aureococcus anophagefferens, 570 nucleotides long. RefSeq lists its product as hypothetical. The annotation marks the transcript as partial. The record is from RefSeq and is a predicted model, not a curated record. Lineage: Eukaryota; Pelagophyceae; Pelagomonadales; Pelagomonadaceae. The transcript has a single exon.
GGCGAGUUCGAGUUCGGCGACGCGCCGGACUUCCGGCCCAACAUGUCGCCGGCGGAGGUCCUCAAGGCCGGCUCCUUCGGCGGCGGCUACUACCGCGACAUCUCGUCGACCGUCACCGGCGAGACGUACAAGGACGCGUGGAAGGAGCUGCCCCCCGCCUGGCUCGAGGGCGUCGACGUGAAGAAGUACGUGUCGUCCAAGACCUACCGCCCGGAGGUCAACACCUACGGCGUCAACUGCGGCGUCAAGGUCGACAAGUCGGACUCGUUCGGUCUGAAGGCGUGGGAGAACUCGGGCUGGAUGGACGCGCAGGACCCCUACGGCUGGUUCCAGUGGUAUUGCCGCUUCUUCCAGGGCCGCCGCUCCGACGACGACGAGCGCCAGCUGUCGCGCUGGCACAAGUGCUGCGGCGCGCGCGGCCGCUGGAAGAGCAACCUGAUCGCGAAGGUGUUACGGGCCGACAAGUCAUUCGACGACGCGUCGGUGUCGCCCGUCGUGCGCCAGACGUUGCAGCACUGGGGCUUCCGGCUCACUAAGGCCCACUUCGAGGCCGGCGCGAAGCGCGUGAAG